AAUUGUUAAUGUGUAUUGUUGCUUUAAACUCUUUUUGCACAUCUGGUCUGGUUCUGCAGCAUUGCUUGUGCCUUAGUUGCUCAACAUGCAUGACAUGCCAUUUCUCACACAAGGAAUAUUCUGUCACAUCUCUCCCAGGUGAGAACAAGGGUCAACAGCCAAUGGCAGCACAUCCGUUAACAGAGUGGAACACAGGCCUGUUCGGCUGCUGUGAGGACAAAUGCUCCUGUUGCUAUGGUUUCUGGUGCUGCCCUUGCCUUGCCUGCACGGUUUCAGGAAAAUUUGGAGAGAACCGGUGUCUCCCAUUAUGUGACUUGUGCAGCCCUGCCAUAGUAGCAGGCCUUGGAAUACCUCUGUGUGCUCCUCCUGCAGCCUUGGCUCUGAGAGUUGGCAUUCGACACAGAUAUGGCAUUAAGGGCACUCUCUGUAAGGACAUUGCAACUUCCUGUGUCUGUGUGUGGUGCUCCUGGUGUCAGAUGCAUCGCGAGUUAAAAUAUCGCAAGAAAAACUCCACUGCCGUCGUUAACAUGCAGCCUCCUCCAGUCAUGGCGGCUCCUGGACACCCACCUCCUGCUGGCUUUGUGAGCCAACAAGGAGUUGUUGUGACUUCAUAUUGAACUUUGUGGCUUCUCACCAGCCCGUUCUGUCUUGUGAAGGAAAUUUGACUAAACUAAGAUCAAUUAUCUGUGGUGCAAAAGCUGAUUAGUAUUUGGCUAGCUGUGGGGCUGGGAGGGAGAAUGUAAUCCUUGUUUUUCUCCAAGGAACUGAUGAGCUUGCUGCUAAUGGUGUAACAGUUUUGAAUUGCGUCCCCAUGCUAGAUGUUUGUAGAUAUACUUAGUAAUCAGUAGCUUUUGAAAGAGAACAAGGAGUGACUUAUCUAACUAAACUGUUGAAAUCAAAAAUCUAAGAUCAGAGAAAAAAUUGCAAAUGUGCCUGUCACAGAGAACAUGACAGUUAAGACUUAUUUGUCCUUUUCGGUUACUGUUUCAGAUUUACAUGUUCAUUACAUUACAUAUAAGUAAUACACAUAAUAUUGUGUCAUUGAGUUUAUCUGGUGGCUUUUUGAUGAAAUCCUGUGUGACAAUACACAGGACAUUAUCACACACCACCACUAUGUGUGGAUUUUAUUUGGUGUUCGAAUUGGUCGGUGCUGAAAUUAAUCAAAUGAAAAAUGUAAUAAAAAGCAGAUAUAAAAAGA
Molecule: messenger RNA, 1198 nt
Organism: Lates calcarifer (barramundi perch)
Lineage: Eukaryota; Metazoa; Chordata; Actinopteri; Centropomidae
Product: cornifelin homolog A
Exons: 4
Coding region: 9-617 (202 amino acids)
Source: RefSeq, a predicted model, not a curated record